Opisthorchis viverrini is the source of this 1968-nucleotide messenger RNA. RefSeq lists its product as hypothetical. The transcript has 2 exons. The record is from RefSeq and is a predicted model, not a curated record. Gene Ontology annotation, biological process: potassium ion transmembrane transport; stabilization of membrane potential. The coding region runs from base 1 to 1968 and encodes 655 amino acids. Lineage: Eukaryota; Metazoa; Platyhelminthes; Trematoda; Opisthorchiida; Opisthorchiidae. Gene Ontology annotation, cellular component: membrane. Gene Ontology annotation, molecular function: potassium ion leak channel activity.
AUGAAACGCCAAAAUGUUCGGACUCUAUCGCUCAUUGUUGUGACGUUUACCUAUCUACUUCUUGGUGCGGCAAUCUUUGAUCAUUUCGAAUCGGACAACGAGGUUGAAGAACAUCAACGGCUCACAGAGUCCGCGAACAAAUUACGUCACAAGUACAAUAUGUCUCAGGACGAUUUCGACCAAAUAACACAGUUAGCCAUCCAGAUGAAACCUUACAAGGCUGGAACUCAAUGGAAGUUUGCAGGAGCAUUUUAUUUUGCUACGACUGUGAUAACUACAAUAGGCUAUGGUCACAGUACACCAAAAACCGACUGGGGCAAGAUAUUCUGUAUGUGCUACGCUGUACCCGGAAUUCCACUAUGCCUGGUCAUGUUUCAGAGUAUCGGUGAGCGAAUGAACACUAGCAUGACGUGGCUUUUGCGGCAGGUGAAGAAACAACUCUCUUGCAAAUGUCGUUCCGUAUCGCAGACAAAUCUGAUGUUGGUCAGUUUCACAACGGGAACUACGGUACUGGCUAUCGGAGCAGUCGUGUUCUCUUGUUACGAAGAGUGGGAUUACUUAGAUUCUUUCUAUUAUUGCUUCAUUACUCUGACUACUAUCGGGUUCGGUGAUUUUGUCGCAUUGCAACGCAAUAACUCCUUGGCCAGACGUCCGGAUUAUGUGGCAUUCAGUCUUAUUUUUAUCCUUUUCGGUUUGACCGUGGUGAGUUCGGUGAUGAACUUGGUCGUCCUACGGUUUCUGACUAUGAAUACGGAAGAUGAACGACGUGACCAACUGGAAGCUGCGGCGCAAGCGCAAGAACUGCAGCGUCUUCGAGGAGAUGUCAUCUGGACAGAACCGGAAUAUGAAACCAGCAAUUCGACAACUGCGUAUCUACCGAAAGAACAAGCCACAAAAAUGGAUGAGUUUAAUUUUUACAUGUACCAACCAGCUUUGGCAAACAACGUUCAUCGAUUCUUCUCCGGUCUCUCAUCCUUGUUCACGCCUCAAUCCAGGUUCGUGAGGGGUGGCCAUGAGGGAUUUUUUAGAGAACCACAUGAAGUCUGGAAAUCUCGUAAUGUGAAGAGAAAGUAUGGUGUGUGUAAUCAACAACUUUCGUACACACCACUGUCUCACCAAGUCACGCACUCUCUCGUCGAUGCCGUCAAGAUUCCAUACAAUUCCAAGCAAAAGAUGAGAUCUUUCAGUGUCCCGGAAAACCACUUUCCUCUGGCGUUGCCGCUCAGGUCUACACGAUCAGUUCCUAGUUUGUUGGAGGCUUGGCCACAGAGGAAAAACUGGUACCUGCCUCCUCAUUUAGGUGCUGAGGAAAAUCCGGAAUGCGGUAGAAGCCAACAACAUAGCGGCAUGAUAAGAAUGCAUCACCCAACAACCAGAGAACAUGUUUAUCCAUGCAACACGUGUGGAAAACAUCCCGAGAGAUUUUAUUCCAGACGGCUACACAGCCAACCAAAAUAUCCCAGUGUACACUUCAAUAGAUUACACUCCACAAAUACAGUGUCCACCUCAUCGUACAAUGUGUCUUGUAACUUCAACCGUCAAAUCUCCAAUUCGAGAUGUGCUCGGACGGAAAGCAUGUUUCAUUCGAAUCCAAACCCACCUACAACCCGGUUUUGGACGCACUACCCGAUCACCGACCUGCCCAGCAUCUCUGAUAUGUACGACGAUAGGCGAGAUUCCGACUGUUCAGCAGAUCACGAUGAUACGUCCGAACCGGAAACAAACUGCGUUCUCAAUGAAUUUGGUGCUUACUCACAACCCGCUGGGCGAAAGUUUUCCUCAUCAGCUGUCCCAGACACGAUUAACACAGGCCGGGGAAUCGUUAACUACGGUUAUGACAAAGAUGAAAUUCGACGUGCUGAACUAUCGUUUUGUAGGAACCGUGUGGUUGAAAACUGCCCUUCACCGAAUCGCAGUGUGUCAUGCCCUAAACAGCUGACUUCUGAAAGAAAGCGUGCUUCGGUUUGA